This is a messenger RNA of Hylaeus anthracinus, 2730 nucleotides long. RefSeq names its product Bardet-Biedl syndrome 7 protein-like. The record is from RefSeq and is a predicted model, not a curated record. Gene Ontology annotation, cellular component: neuron projection; ciliary basal body; membrane. The transcript has 12 exons. Gene Ontology annotation, biological process: intracellular transport; cilium assembly; intracellular protein localization. Lineage: Eukaryota; Metazoa; Arthropoda; Insecta; Hymenoptera; Colletidae. Gene Ontology annotation, molecular function: protein binding. The coding region runs from base 486 to 2717 and encodes 743 amino acids.
AUUUAGUAGGUUACUAUACAUACAAAUUUCAGUCAAAUCAAAAGUGGUCGAUUUGACAUGGAAAUCGUGUAUGUACAAUGUAUACGAUACUUGAAUUUCAUAUGUAUAUAUUUCUAAAUUAUCUCCAUUUAUUAAUUAAUAUCUUACUUAUUUCUAGAACAUAUCUUUCUAGAAAAAAAGAACUUCUUUCUCCCCGAGAAAAAGACUACAUUCGAUGAAUACAUAUGCUGUUUGUUGUGAUGGUUUGUCGCCAUGGUUAAAUUGAUCGUCGGACAUGUGCACUGAAAAUAUUGUACAUCACUCCCGACAAUGUUGUAAAAUGUUUCGUUCUUCAUUGAAUACUACAAUGAUUUACUGUUUUUCUUCUGUUUUGAUAUGUCAUUUAGCAUUUGAUUACCUUAAGACUUUAUAAAAGAAGAAGGAUAGUCGUGACCGAGUGAAACGCUUACCAUAUUACAGUAACAAUUGUAACUUUACUGCUCAAAAUGACUCUACCGUUAUCGAGAAUAGACUACGCAGCUGUGGGUGUUACAUCCCGAGGUUCAACGAGAAUGUUCUAUGCAACAGAACACAGACAAACACAAAAGUUUGCGGUUGCUGAUCAUGAUGGCGUACUACAUGUAUAUGGAAUGAAGAAGGGGGUGUUACAGGUGUCGUUUAAAUCUCUGCCUGGACCAAAGAUUAAUAAACUGGUCCUGGGCGGGACUAUACGUGAUAAGAUUUACAUUGCACAUGGAAAUACUGUAAAGGGUUAUACGAAGAAAGGAAAACUGUUCUUAGAUUUCGACACAAAUCUGAUAGAUCCCAUUUCAGCAAUGUGCGUGAUUGGUCCAGAUCUUGCAGCGUGCGCCAAGGAUCUUUAUCACAGAUACCAUGAUUGCAAGGAUGCAGACUCUUAUUUGGCUGGUGAAACCUUAUACGACGUUGUUCUUUUACCUGCUGACAGUUCUACCGUCUACGCGAUUCUUGCUUGCGGAGAUUGUGCUGUACGAGUUCUUCAUGGUACAAAAAGUCCAGCAGUUCUUAGACUUCCAAGUGUCCCUACAGUAUUAUCUUUAUACAGGUUCUCGGUUAUUCUGCAUCUCAUUUUUAAUUAUAUAUGGUAUACUUUGUAUUGUUAUGAUAUUGUGAUAUUUUUUAGGGAGGGUGACGUUGAAUCUAAAGAUCGUGUUCUGGUCGGAACCAUGGAUGGUAGAGUAGGUCUAUUGAUUCUUCAGGGUAACAAAACUCUGAGAAUCACUUGGUUGCUAAACAUGACAGGUUCCGAAGUUACUUCUUUAGACACGUAUGAAUUACAAGAUGGUUUGGACAUACUUAUCGGUCGACAAGACGGCACUGUUGAAGUGUAUAGUUUUCCUGAUGAAGAUACGUUACCGCACCUUCGCUAUCGUUACAAUGCCAGCGAAAGUAUCAGUUCGGUGGUAGGUGGAGUAAUUGGAGCUGCAGGAUAUCCUGAGGUUCUAGUUACAACAUAUUCAGGACGAAUAUUUGGUUUGACUACUAGACCACCUGGACUCUUGGAAGCUGAUCAAAAUGACGGCUUAGCGCGGCUGAAAAACGAAAUACAACAAUUGCAGGAGAAACUUAACGAAGAAAAGGAAGCAGCCACUUUCACAGUCGACCCUUUAGCGCCGUUAAUUUUAUCAGUGAAUCAUAGGAUGGUCUUGAACAAAGAAGACGCGUCAUAUUCGCUUUCCAUAGAACUUGAUACACCGAUUGAUAACAUUUUGGUACAAUCAGACACACCAAUAAAACUAUUAGAUGUGGAAAGUAAUAGUGCAGUGGUUAGUCUUUCUGCUUGCAACUUUAGAGAAGGCAAUUUUUUACUUGCUACCUAUCGCUGCCAAGUAAACACUAAUCAUCUUGAAAUGAAACUAAGAACCAUCGAAGGUCAGCCAGGUACUUUACAGAUUUAUGUAACUUCACAGGUACAGCCAAAAUGUUGUCGCAGAAUAUUAAUACCUAUAUAUGCCCUUUCCCUUCAUGUAAGACAACAUGAAGAUAAUGGUACGGAAUUCUCUGGAAAGUCCUUUAAUGAAUUAAAAUUGAAUGGGUGCUUUACAGUUGCUGAGAUGCAUGCCUGGCUUUCAUUAGCAUUACCUGAUGUUCCUGAAAGACCUCACUUGGAAGAAGGUGAAGCUACUUUAACAUAUGUUUCAUCUUUUGUAGGCACGAUCCUGAAAUGCACAUACAAAAAAGGAAAUGCCAUUUUCCUUGGUGAGAAUAUAUCCAGCAUUAUAAUUCUCAGAGAUAUAUUGACGAGAGAAGCAACAAAGAGGAAAAUCAAAUUAGAUGUAUUUUGUGAUGUUGCAGAGAGAAGUAUAUCCAGAGUGCUGGAAUUAAUUCUUCCACGAAUGAACACAGUCCAUGAAUUAAUUACAAAAGUAAGAAUUUUGAAUGCAUUAGAAGAAUGGGAGCUGAAAGAGAAUCCAAAACAAAAUCUGUGCUUGGAAUACCAAGGAUUACUAGAGGAAGAAACAGAAAUCAAAUCACAAAUAGCAAAGGAUAAUGAAAUUUUAGAUAGGUUGCAUGGUGUAAUUACUGAUCUUUAUGUUGAUUGGGAGAGAGCUAAGCGGUCUCGUAGAAUUAGUAGCAAAGAUGCAGCUGAGAAACUCAACACAGCUCUUGAAACCAGAGAAUUGACUCAACUUUUACACAUUUUCAUUGAUACAAAUAACACGGUGCCUGCACCAUCUUUAACACCUUCAAUUAUCUAAGACUGAACUACAG